AUUUAUAAGCUGUGUUCCUCAUGGAGACCCUCAUGUCCCCACAAGGUCAAGGAUUUUGUAUAUUGCCAUUUUUGUGUGGACCCAUAAUGUGGGUAAUACCUGAUCCGCGCACACACACACACACACAGAUGUGAAUGGUCUGCAUCAGAACUAGUAACUGCUGUCUGUGGUGAACGACACGAGUCGUACGAAUGAACUCGAGCUGAUGGAUGUGAGCACAUUGUCUCAGUUUCAGUCGGAUCUCUGGCACUAGUUUUAGUAGUCAGCAUCAGUGCUGGUUAACUGAGGGUUAGUGUGAGGCUCGUGUGUGUUUUAUCGGCACACUCUGAACUUCAGUACUUGGUUUGCUGUCAUCACUAUGAGCACUAGGACUGGUUAUGGUAAUGGUUAGUGUGAGGUGCACAUAUCUCUGCACAUUCCUUUCUGUGUGCGACACUUUCUCCUCCAGCAGUGAUAACGCUCGAGUGUUUCUAAACGGGGAAGCGUCUCUGAUAAGGUCCGUUCCGGAGCAGAAACUGGUCAGUUGGACUGAAGCGUCGCUCCGGUCGGCUGCGUCCAGCGCUGAGCUCUGAGUUUGUGUUUCAGUCAUGUCUGCCGCUGAGGAAGCUGCUGGACAGAUGGACGGAGGUGUGGAGCUGACCGCUGAGGAUUCUCCAGCAGCUGUCACAGCCGAUCCAGGUCUUCAUCCAAGUUCUGAUCCAAAACCUGAUCCGAGUUCUGAUCUGAAUCCUGAUCUGAAUCCUGAUCCGAGUCCUGAUCCAAAACCUGAUCCGAAUCCUGAUCCGAGUCCUGAUCUGAAUCCUGAUCCGAGUCCUGAUCCGAAUCCUGAUCCGAAUCCUGAUCUGAAUCCUGAUCUGAGUCCUGAUCUGAAUCCUGAUCCGAGUCCUGUUCCAAGCUCAGCAGCCCAUGAGGAGAUCAUGACGCGUGUGGACGUCACACAGAUCACGUGUGUUCAGACUGUGUCCGAAUGUCACUCUGAGCUGAAGGCGACUGAGAGUCAGAGGACCACAGACGUCACCGGCACUCAGACGGAGAGGAAGAAUACCAACGGCAGGAAGAAGCUGGUGAACGGUGUGUGCUCGUGUGUUCCUGAAACAUUAGAGAUUCUACACGCUAAACACGCCUCACAGCUGAACAGUGAGCUGCUGUACCGUGAGGAUGGACGCAGGGAUCUGUGUGUCAAUCUGUACUCGCUGAUGCCCGACACGCCAGACACGGAGUUCGCUAGAGAGAUGAGCGAUCUUCAGAGUGAGGUCAGAUAUAAAGAGGACGGGAGGAAGAAGCUGUCGUGUAGUCUGUACUCUCAGCUGCCCGACACGACUGACACACAACACGCCAAACGCAUGACGGAUCUGCAGAGCGACAAUAAAUACAAAGAAGCUGGCAGAAAAAACGCUUCCACAUGUCUGUACUCACAACUGCCUGAAACCCUGGAGACUCAACACGCUAAUGUGUGUGAUGUAUAA
This is a messenger RNA of Sinocyclocheilus anshuiensis, 1466 nucleotides long. Its product is annotated as putative lipoprotein AcfD homolog. Gene Ontology annotation, biological process: cardiac muscle thin filament assembly. Gene Ontology annotation, molecular function: actin filament binding. NCBI's taxonomy places the organism in Eukaryota, Metazoa, Chordata, Actinopteri, Cypriniformes, Cyprinidae. The record is from RefSeq and is a predicted model, not a curated record. Gene Ontology annotation, cellular component: Z disc. The coding region runs from base 588 to 1466 and encodes 292 amino acids. The transcript has 9 exons.